Molecule: messenger RNA, 1396 nt
Organism: Astrephomene gubernaculifera
Lineage: Eukaryota; Viridiplantae; Chlorophyta; Chlorophyceae; Chlamydomonadales; Astrephomenaceae
Source: the annotation of a GenBank genome assembly
GCUACUACCGUGUGCAGUGUGUGCUGUCCGGCUUCUUCACGCUGCUGCAGGACCUGCUCAUCCUGCUGCAGCUGGUGUCGCUGCUGGCGCAGUGGGACAAUCUGCGGCCCGCCUGGCCCUACCUGCCCAUGGUGGUCUUCCAGCUGGCAAACCUGGCGGCAGCGAAUGUGCUGCAGGUCAUCAUCUUCAGCAAGCGACACGAGCAGCACAACCGCAAUGUCUACAACGCCUACGUGCAGCACCAGCAGGAGCAGCAGCAGCAGCGGGUGUCUCGGGAGCAGCAGCGGCGGGAGGAGGAAGACGAGGAGGCGGAGGCUGCGGCUGCUGCUGCUGCUGAUGAUGACAGCCGUCUCAAGACGUAUGGUAGUGAUAACCAUGAUGGUGGUGAAGACGACGGUAGUGCCGUGGAUAAAGGCAAGGUGUGGCCGCUGGUGGGAGGGACCCGAAGGAGCAGCCGAGAUGAUGGCGGCAGCAGAGGCAAAAGCAGGAGGGGGCAGCAUGAGCGACGCAGCAUAGACCACCGGAAGGAGGAAGAGGAGCAGGAGGAGGAGGAAAGCGCUGGCGGGGGUGAUGGUGGUGUUGCAGCAGCAGGCGGCAAGCGUCAUCAACAGCAGCAGAAAGGGAGGACUCUGUCCGGUGCCGCGCGCCCUGCACCUCCUCCCGCUAGAGGUCCUCGUGGUGGGGAGGGUGAUGAGGAGGCUGCGGUUGCGGCACAGAAACCUCGGAGGCGAUUGCUAGGCGGUGGUAGUGAAGACAGCGACAACGAGAGAGGGCAGCAGCAGCAGCAGCAGCAGCGGCCUGCCAGGCGUGAGGUGUCCACUCGGCAGGGGCCGCAGCCGCUGGGUGAAGGUCGUGAGGUCGAGCCACAUGAAGAGCAGGUACCUGGAGCCAGUGGGACACGGCAGCGGAGGCUGUACAGUGGCAGCAGCAGCGCUGGCAGACCCGCCACUGGGGGCGGCAGCAGCAGGGUUACCGUCGGCCGUGCCAGUCUUUCACGAAAUGGUGACGACGAGGACGUGGGCGGUGGUGGUAAUGACGACGAUACCCCGCCGCCUCAGUAUGUGGUCAGGAGGGCGACGUCUCGCAAGGCCGCUGCCACGGAGCAGGCGAACCCACUGUACGACCAGGAGUCCACCGGCUCAGCAGCAGCAGCAGCAAGAGCGGUAGUUGGAACAGCAGCCGCAGCAACAACAAGAGCAGGUGGUGGUGCCAUUGGACGGUCCAGCAAGGGCAUCACGACUGUGGGCCCCGCCCUUGUCAUUGUGAAUGCGCACCCUGCCAAGCGGGGAACUACUGGUAGCUAUCGGGGCAGCGAUGCGGAGGACGACAGUGACAGUGAGGGAGGCAGCAGCAGCAGUGGUAGCGACGGUGAUGACGGCAGCAGCAGCCGGAGGGG